Closterium sp. NIES-65 is the source of this 2163-nucleotide messenger RNA. NCBI's taxonomy places the organism in Eukaryota, Viridiplantae, Streptophyta, Zygnematophyceae, Desmidiales, Closteriaceae. The record is from the annotation of a GenBank genome assembly.
AUGCUGCAGGUACAUUUCUGCUUCCCUGUUCAUGUCGCGUGUGGUGUGUUUGCGCGACACAUCCUCUGUCUGUCUGAUUCGCAAUCACUCUCCCUCUCCUUCUCCAUCGCGGUCUUGUCCUACGUUUCCUCACCUUGCCAGUCUUCAGGGUCAGCAGCGCUGCAGGUGCCGCCAGCUCAGCGGCUGCUGCAGGAGGGGGGGUUAAUGCAGAGCGUGUACAGAGAAAUGGUGGCGACACAGCAGCGGGUGGUGGAGUUGGAGCAAGAGGUGCACAGACUGGACGAGCAGAACAAGCUGUAUAUCCAGGAGCACGCUCGCCUGCGUGGCUUGCUGGGGGAAUGGAGCGCCCAUGCUGCCAAGCUUGAAGCCGCCCUGUACCGCUCCCAGGUCCAUGCACAGAGAGAGGCAGAGAGGGAAGGGCGGAGAGGAGGCGCGGGGAGGGCGGGGACGAGCGACAGGCUGAGGGGAGGGCAGACAGGUGGAGGGAGAGUGGGAGGAGAGAGUGGGUCACAGGCAAGAGCGCAGGCACAGGCACAUGCAGGGGGGGCGGCGGGGGGAACGGCAGGGGGAGCAGCAGGGGGGGCGGCGGGGGGAACGGCAGGGGGAGCAGCAGGGGGGGCGGUGGGGGGAACGGCAGGGGGAGCAGCAGGGGUAGCAGGAGGGGGAGGAGCAGAUGGUGAGGCGGAUGGGCAAGGGGAGGGGGAUAUGGAUGGGGAAGAGAACGGACAGGUGAACGGGCAGCUGCAGGAAGGGAGGCAUGCCGAAGCGCCGCUCCGCGCGUUCAAAGCUCCGCGCAGCCACCUUACACGUGUCGCGUCCCUGCCGCGCGCGAAACAGCCCCCGGCGCAUUUCGCGAUUUCCGGCUCGCACGCCAGUCAAGUAUCUCGACUUGCUUAUUCCUCCCUCCCGCCGCUCAUCCCGCCGUUCAGCCCGCCGCUCCUUGCGCCGCAAUUUGCUCACGCGCAGUUCCCGCAGCCACCGUUCCGCGCUGUGCGCGGAAUGUCGUCCGGAGGCGCUGAGGCUGCGCCGGCAGGGGGAGGUGCAGGCGCUGGAGUUGCGCGCGUGGGGGGUGAAGGUGCAGCCGCGGUGGCCGCGUCAAGCGCGGGCGCAGCAGUUGGUGCGCCCGCGCUUGUCCCCCCCGCGCUCGUGGUGCUAGAGGGGGUGGCGGAGCGGGAGGGGGAGAUUGUUGCGACCGUGCGGAUAGGUGCGCGGGUGACUCGGGAAGAGGAGGGGCGCAGGGAUGCAGAGGGGCGAGGGGAAGGGGGGGAGGAGGGGGGAGAGUGCGCGGAGGGGCAUAAGGGAGUGCAGUCUCACGUGGUGCAGGUGAAGGCUGGGGCAGGCGUUACCCGUAAGGAACUAGAAGCGGCGGUGCUCUCUGCCCCCUUCGUGGCUUGGCUGCAGCAGAUGGCAGCAGGCAACGGGCUGCUGGGCGCGCAGGGGGGGUGUGACGGCGCCAAGUGUGCUUUGCACGGGGUGACAGUGCAGAGUGUGGACAUGUUUGGGGCGGGCAAGGUGGGAUUCGUCAAGUUCAAGGCUGACGUCACGGACGUUGCUACAGGCGCCAAGCUGCCAGGCAUAGUGUUCGCACGUGGCCCAGCAGUGGGAAUCUUCAUGCUGCUGCGCGUGGCAGCGCCACAGACACAAGGGGGCGGCCCACCCGAACCCCCCACUGACUAUGUUGUUCUUACAGAACAGGCGCGGGUGCCAGUGGGAAGAGUGCUGCUGGAGAUGCCAGCUGGCAUGCUGGACGGCAAUCACGGCGAGUUUGUCGGGACCGCAGCAAAAGAGGUGAAGGAGGAGACGGGUAUCACAGUGCAUCAUGACCAUCUCAUCAACCUCACCGCCUUCCUGGAACCUUCCACCGGACAACAGAUGCUGCCUUCCCCGGGUGGGUGCGAUGAGGGCAUCCUUCUCUUCCUCUAUCGAGCCACCGUAUCACCUGCUCGGAUAGCCAAGCUACAGGGCCGGCAGACGGGGCUACGGCACGAGGGGGAGCUGAUCAAGGUGCACGUGCGCCCUCUGGACUCCAUCUGGCGCCAGUCCGCUGAUUGCAAGGUGCUGGCGGCCGUGGUGCUGUAUCAGAACGCACUGAAGGAGGGGCUGCUGAGGGACGAGUUCCCUGCUGUGGAGGAGAGUGAUGGGGUCAGCAGCGAUGGGGAGUGA